Molecule: messenger RNA, 4943 nt
Organism: Strigops habroptila (Kakapo)
Lineage: Eukaryota; Metazoa; Chordata; Aves; Psittaciformes; Psittacidae
Gene: PHF13
Product: PHD finger protein 13
Exons: 4
Coding region: 133-1053 (306 amino acids)
Biological process (GO): mitotic chromosome condensation
Molecular function (GO): chromatin binding
Source: RefSeq, a predicted model, not a curated record
CCCAGCGCGCCCCGCGCGGGCUCCCGGCCGCCCCCUUCGCCUCCUCCCGCCGGUACCGAGCGGCUCGCGGGUGUCGGCGCUGCCCGGUUGCCGCCGCCGCCCUGGCCCCGCCUCCGCCGCCCGCGCCGGGACAUGGACUCCGACUCCUGCGCAUCCCCGUUCGCCCCGGAGGACUUCUCCCCCGCCGCCCGGCGGCACCGCACCGUGGAGGACUUCAACAAGUUCUGCACCUUCGUCCUGGCCUACGCCGGCUACAUCCCGUACCCGCAGGAGGAAACGCCGCUGCGGAACAGCCCCAGCCCCCCCAACAGCACCGGAGGGACGAUUGACAGCGAUAGCUGGGAUCCCCGGUUCAAUGACAUCCCCUCCUCCGUGUCCCUGCCCGCUAAGAACAGGAAGAACUUUAGUCAGCUCAAGCGAGCGAAACCGUACGGUUCCCUGUUCCAGCGGGCGAAACCCGGCAACUUCCUGCCGGAGCGAAAGCAAAUCGAUAAGAUCAGGAAGAAGAAAAAGCUGAAGAGGAGGGAAACGGAGGUGUCCGCGGAGGAGGACUACGAGGAGAAGCUGCUGGAGCUGGAGGCGGAGGACUCUUAUGUAGAGACACCGCUGAGCCCCUCGUCCGAGGGCGACGCGCCGUCGGCGGCCGAGCACUGCUCGGUGUGGGACUCUGACACCCCCUCCAGCGGGUCCUGCCCCGCCGGCGCGCCCGAGCCGGCCGUGCAGAUCCAGAGCGUGGGCAAGCGCACGGUCAUCCGGCAGGGCAAGCAGGUGGUGUUCCGGGACGAGGACGGCACCGGCGAUGACGAGGACAUCAUGGUGGAUUCGGAUGACGACUCGUGGGACCUGGUCACUUGCUUCUGCAUGAAGCCUUUCGCCGGGCGGCCGAUGAUCGAGUGUAACGAGUGCCACACCUGGAUCCACCUCUCCUGCGCCAAAAUCCGCAAGUCGAACGUCCCCGAGGUCUACAUUUGCCAGAAGUGCCGGGACUCCAAGUUUGACAUUCGCCGUUCCAACCGCUCCCGGACGGGCUCGCGCCGGCGCUUUCUGGACUAAGGGGGGGAUUUGGAUGGUGCCGGGGCCGGGGGGGGGGCUCCCCCGAACUGCUGCUGCUCAGGCUGAGGGGCCGCCCGCCGGCCCGCGGUGACAGGGAUGAGGAGAGGCCGAGUGGUCCCAACUGCUGCUAGAUAUGGAUUAGCUCAAGGACAGACCAAGCGGGGUUUUGUCCGGUUACAACUAUGGAUUGGGUGAUGUCGGGGGAAUGUAUAAUACCUUUGCCACGUACGUUUUCUCAUCCCAUCGGGAGACUGCAAACCUCCUCUGUGCUAGGAGGCUCCUCCUCCAAAGAGGGGCGGGAAGAGGAGGAGGGAGUCUGUGUGAAGAGUCUGAAAAGUAAAUGGCCAUGUGUUUUAAUUUCAGUGUAAUAUUAUACCUGCCCGUUUGUUCCGUACGUAUCAGUCUCAGAUAUUCUAAGGCUCUGUAGGGGUGAGUGUUGAUGUGUCCCGAGCUCUGGGCGAUCUGCUGCCUCCUCCCCAGGCUCAGGGAGUUCUGGGAUUUGGCAUCAUCCAAGUGAAAACGGGACUUUGUCCCGCGCCGGGGGCCGGCGCGUUGGAAGGAAGAGAGCAGCCCUUUUCCAUUUGGGAUCAGCAGCAUCGGGUUCCUCCCUAGAAGGUCUCUUCUGAUGGUGCUUUCUCAUGACUUUGUCUUGCAUGAUCAGCUCGAUGGAAGGGGGAGGCAGUUUGCUCCGUUUCCCGGCCCUUUGUUAAACUCUAAGGUGCUGUUUUAGGACGAUGAUGACUCUCCCUUUCCUCAGCCCAGAAUUCAAACAUGGACUGCAAAAGCGGCCGUAGUAAACCUAGAACCUGGCAGGUCUGCUCUGGGACUCGAUCAUUUCCAUCCGAGUACUGCAGCUGAGUUGAAUUUUGUUUUCACUGUUUGUUUUUUGAGACUGGAUUUGUAAUCAAAACCCCCAAAUCUUUAACCUACUGGUUGCAGACGAUACAGAUAAAAGCAAAUGCGGCUCUGCAGGUAGCAAGGUGAAGUGCAAUGAAGAUCCAUCCCCUGUGGGGGAGUCCAGGAGAGCGCUGAGGCCCUUGAUGGGACUUCCUGGGGAUUCCCAAGGGAAUCCUGUUGAGGGAUGUGACGACUUCCUGGGGAUUCCCAAGGGAAUCCUGUUGAGGGAUGUGACGGGGAGUCGGGCUUGUACGUGAGGCUGAGAUGGCAGCGCCGUUCCUCAGUGACCAGCAGUGUGUAUCGAGCAGGGGUCUCGCCAGCACAGAGCCAGGUACCCUCCUCUGAUGUCUGACAUAGAGCUGUGGGCAGAGCAGCACCGUGGUGCCACGGGGUGCCACAGAGCUGACAGCCUGGAGCAGGACGGGAGCUGCACAACGUUCAUCUGUGCUUCUGACCUGCUUCUGCCUCCGAGUCCUGCUCCACCAAGCUGCACCAACUGACUCUGGGUUCUGAAACCAGCUCCAGCUUCUGUAAGAUCUUAAGACCGUGCUAUGGUGCCCUCCAGAAGCUGCUCGGCACCACCGAGGAGUUUGCCAAAGACUUGCCCCCGACUGCUCUUUACAGCCUGAAAAAUAACCAAAGUUCUCGAAUGCUGCCGUUUCACUCUGCCCACAGAAAGGCUUUGGGAGCUCCCGGUCGCGAGCUGCGCAAGGGUUGGACCUGCUCUGAAAGUUGCCAUCUCUGCGUUUACAGCGUGUCUGCAACUCAAGCGGGCCUCUGUGGAACGUGUUCCUGGAGAGAAGAGGCAAACCGCCAAGAGAACUGGCUCUUUCUCACCGAGGUUCGAUACUAACCAAUGUGACUGACUCUUGUUCUGUUACCUUUCCAGAUUUAUCCCCAUAGAUGGUGUCUGACAAGUCCAGCACGUUACAAUAUCAGCAGAGAGAAACAAACAAGUAACAUCUCCAUUCUUUUAGUUGAUCACUUUCAGCCAUGUAUAAUUAUAGUUUAAUUCAGAACUUUAUUUUUUCAUUAAAACUGUUUUAAUGAACCAGGGUUUUUUUUUCUCUUAAACGUGAAACAAGUGAACAAUGCUCCUGUUUUAUUCCGAACUCAGGACUCUGCUGUUAUGAUUUACCCGUGUGUGGAGCAGUUGUGCCGGGUGGCUGCAGGAUGUGACACCUCAAGCGCUCCUCCCUGAGCCAGGUAGGGAUGGGACGUGCUGCAGACACCUCUCAUGUGCUGAUGGGUGUCCCCACCCCUCCUUGGAGCAGUUGUUCCUUGCACAAGCUCUGUUAUAAGGUAGAUUGUGGGUGCAAUGGCCCCUGGUCCUGCUAUGGGGCUGCACUGAGGCCCCCAAACAGCCCAAGGGGUACCAGUGCCACCUCAGCUCCUGUACACGCUCAGCCAGCCACGCUCAGAGCAGCAGCCUUAGCACCAUGGCAAGGGUAAGAUGGCUCAACGCUUUAGAAAUGGCACUGGAUCACAUUAAAAGCCAAUCUCUGGUUGCUUAUAGCUUCCAUUUUAAUUCUAGCUUUAAUUUCGUGCUAAACAGAAGCCCCUGAGGAGCUGCAGCUGUAAAAUGGCAGCUUCUCAGAGAGCAGAAAUGGUGGUAGUGAGAGCAGUGGUUACUCAAGUGGGGCUGUUCUUAGAGUCUCUUUAAAACUGGUAGGGAAUGAGAGGAGGAGGUGGGCUGGAGUGUGUUCAGCAGGAGAGACUGACCCCAGACCUGGCCCCGAGGAGGAGACGGGCAGGAUGGGCCACAGAGUCCACGCGUGGACACAGUUCAGCACCACUCAACAGCUACAGACACUGUGGGGAGGCAAAAAUGGAGCUUGGGCUUAAAGUGCUGCAGAAGAACCCGCUGCAGCAGCUUCAUGGGUGCGGAAGGGCACUCAUGGUACCUGAACGGAGGGGAAAAGCAAGAGCUGAAUCCCUGGGGGCUGAUCUGGCAGGAAAAAACAAUCUAUGUCCUUGUAGUGAUGUUCAGCAGGGCACGGGGCAAGGCCCGUGUUGGUAUUAAUCGGGAGGGAUUUUACUUUAACAAAAGCUGCAAAUUCAGGUGUUCAAAGUACACAGUUAAGGUUCAUCUGUCCCUUGCACAGAGGCUCUGGCUGAAAAGAUGAGCAUGUGUUCCCAGCCCCUUGUUCAGGUGGCUGAAGCAGUUCCUGGCUCUGUUACAGACGGAUGUGCCACCUCCCUUUCUCUGGCAUCCUGCAGUUUGUACCAGAAGAUGCCACUCCAUUACAGGACAGAUCGGCUGGAGCAGGAACAACGUGCUCUGCCCCUCAGAAAUGUUAAUUUUCAAGUGUAGAAACACCAUGGGGCAUGUGAAGUACCAAAGCAGCUUUCAGCAUCACAGCGCUGUCUCUCUACACUUCAGUGCAGACUCUGCAAGCAAACACUUGUAACAGCAGAAACUACCUCAGGAAGCUGUCAGGAACAGGGACAAUUGUUUUAUUGUGCAAACCUUUCUCCUGAGAACACUCCCCACUGUCACUGCUCUGACAGACACGGGGCCAGGCUAAGAUUCCUCUUUGUAAUUAGCAGUAAAUGUGUUGUUGCUAUUUUGCACUUGCUUAUACAAAACACAACUCUCAGUCCUCCUCCUGGGAGUAUUUUGCCAUGUCCUAGCCACUACGGGCUGGCUCUUACUCUUGGCCACACACUUCAUGCAGUGGCAGGACAUGAAAAAGGCUAUUUCUCAUUCCAGUUCAGCUGUUUCACACACAAGCCGUCACAGAGGCCCAUGAGCAGGAUGUGACAGGGUGCUGUUACAUCUACAGAACCCUCGCUUCUCAGGACUUGGUUUGCCAGAGUGUCCUCCAGAUGCAAAGGGAAUGUGGGCUGCGUUUCAGCUGAGUAUAAUUUAUUGCACAUUUUACAUUUGGUUUCAGAUGAACAGAACACUGGUGGUGGGCGAAAUAAAGUCCUGCACCAGGAGCUGGUCACAACUGAAGAGUUUUGUUCUUAAUAAAAACACCUGAACACCC